CUUGCUCCAGAGGGGGGCGUGCUUAUAUCAUCCGUCUGAGUCGCGGUUGGCUCUUGGAAUUUUUUCUCGAGGCUUCGGUCGCUUUGUCGCACCAAACAUAGCCGCUUCCCCAUCACUGCGCAACCCGUCACGCCUCCCUGUUGCGCUUUCGAUCUCGACAUCUCAAAUCCGGUGUCGCAUCCGGCGGCUGGCACAACACAUCCCAUCUUCGACUCUCCCGAUCUGCAAACAUGUCCGACUACGGCGGUGACGACGAUGGUGGUGGUGGCCAGGACUUCAACGACGACGGGCUCCUGUACGAGGAGGACGGCGCGGGCGACUUCGACCCCGAGGUGCCCGUGUCGGACGACGAAGACAUCGGCGGCGACGACCCCAACGUCGUCGUGUCGGGCGAUCCCAACGGCGCGGCCAAGCGCGGCGGCGGCAACACGCUCAAGUCGCACAAGGACAAGAAGAUCCCCAACGACAAGCGCACCACGACGCCCUUCAUGACAAAGUACGAGAAGGCCCGCAUCCUCGGCACCAGGGCCCUGCAGAUCAGCAUGAACGCCCCCGUGCUCGUCGACCUCGAGGGCGAGACAGACCCACUCCAGAUCGCGAUCAAGGAGCUCGCCGAGAAGAAGAUCCCGCUCAUCAUCCGACGGUACAUGCCCGAUGGAUUCUACGAGGACUGGACUUGUGAAGAGCUUCUCCAGUAACGCGUCCUCAGUCAGGGGAUAUUCACCCAUGUUGCAGCUUUGGUAGAGUAUUGUAACUGCCAACAUCCGGCGCUCCUGAGGAUGCUCUUCCUCAAUAUAGGGCCGAACGAGUUCCGCCGCUAGUCUCCGGCUACCAGUAGACAGGAUAUGGCAACGCAGUAAAAACAAAGAAGCGAUGAAAAAAUAUAGAUUGUAGUUAGCGUUGGCGUUACGGCUGUGGUAGGACCUAUAUUUCAAGGCUCCUAGGU
Gaeumannomyces tritici R3-111a-1 is the source of this 946-nucleotide messenger RNA. Its product is annotated as DNA-directed RNA polymerase I. Gene Ontology annotation, molecular function: DNA-directed RNA polymerase activity; DNA binding. The transcript is spliced from 3 exons. The coding region runs from base 231 to 698 and encodes 155 amino acids. The record is from RefSeq and is a predicted model, not a curated record. NCBI's taxonomy places the organism in Eukaryota, Fungi, Ascomycota, Sordariomycetes, Magnaporthales, Magnaporthaceae. Gene Ontology annotation, biological process: DNA-templated transcription. Gene Ontology annotation, cellular component: RNA polymerase II, core complex; nucleus; RNA polymerase III complex.